AAAUCGAACUCGCCUCGAACUGUUCCCUCGAUGACGGCGAUCCAUUUUUUUUUUUUUUUUUGGGGGGGGGGGCUGAGUUGAGGAUGAGCGGUCGGGAAAACGCAAAGCUCGGAUUUCCCACGAGGCCACGAAAGGGAACUCCUAGCGGGAACGUCGCGUUCGUGACGCAACAGUCGCUUGGAUGAGGUGACCGGCGACCAGUUCAGGGCGUAGUUUGCCUUUCGCCCUCAGUUAGCUGCGCCGGCGACCCUUGUUAGGAUAAGCGGCUCAGGCUCAGUUGAGGACAAAGUGGCCCGCUCGGCCCGUUUAAAACUGCCUUUCAGUCAAAGGUCAGGGCAAAAUAAGCGAACGGGCCAGCAAACAGCCGCCGACCCGUCCAAACUCGGGUCGUCAGCAUUUUGGGUUCGUUCUGCCGUCGGGUCCUCGGCGGCGUCUGUCCCUGAGAAGAAGAAGAAGAACCGAGCAGCUCGAAUGUGCAAAGGUCGUCCGUCUGUCGCGAUCCGGGGAGCGAAGGCGUCUUUCUGACGGUCCCGACGUGACGUCUCGAUGUUGCCGGGAGGCCCCGCCCCCCCUCCACGCUUAAGCCGGCGGCGAGCGUGACCCUCCCCCGGAGAGGAUUUGCGUCGGCCGCCCGCUUGACUUUCACCGGACCGCGUCGACCUCGCUUUCGAGGCUUUUUGGGUUCCGGCCUCCGUCGCCGGCCCCCGACGCUCCCGCGUGACUCGCGGGUGACUCCGCCCACGGGGAAUCGACUUGGCGCAGAAGCUGUUCUCCACAAACCAGAUGAGCGGCGACGAGUCGCCAGCCUUCGCUUCCGCCGUCUUCGGCUCGGCCUACGCCAACGGCCAUGACGCUUCCCGAGCUAACGCCCAAGACCUUGUCGGAAGCGAUCAAGUGUAUUUCCUGCCCUCGUCUUCCAAAGACGACAAGAAAAGGCAAAGGCAGAGGAAAGGCCGGAGCAUCAGCGCCAGCAGCAUCAACGGCCGGACGGCCACGUCGCAGUACCGAGUGGAGCACCUCAGCACCUUGGUGUUGGAGCGGAAGGCCGGUCUGCUGACGGUGGAGGACGGCGUGCGACGUCUGCGUCUGCUGGACGCCAAAGGGAAGAUCUGGACGCAGGACAUGCUGCUGCGGGUCCGCCGCCACGACAUCAGCCUCAUGGACGCCGACACCGAGUGCGAGCUGGAGGUGUUCCCGCUGGCUUCGGUGCAACGGUGCCAGGCGGUGACCGACGCGUGCAACUUUGACUCCAUCCUGGCGCUGGUCUGCAAGGACCCGGGUCAGAACAAGCCAGACCUUCACCUGUUUCAGUGCGACCGCAUCAAGGCCCGCCUGAUCCACGCCGACAUCCAGAGCGCGCUGAUGGACGCCAAAGGGGGAAAACCCAAGAAACGACCGGACGUCCUCAAGAUGAUCCUGAAGAGCGACUGCGAAAUCCCGCCUCCUCCCGCCGCCCCCGCCCCGGAACCGCCGUCCAGUCCGGAGGACGCCGAGAGCCGCCGGGCCCGGAACGGUGAGCGGUGUGUCGCCGCGAGUCCUCGCCGAACGGGAAGCCACCUCACGGCCGCGUCUUCGCACGCAGGUGAUGAACGGCGGCCGUCGGAGGAGGACCGCGCGCCGGCCCUCGUGGACCGUGACGUGCAAAUCCUGAACCGGAUCCUGGACGACAUUGAGGCGUUCGUCGGGCGACUGCAGAAAGCGGCCGAGGCCUUCGACCAACUCGCCAAACGCAAGAAGAACAAGAAGAAAAGUCCCGGAGAGGGCGUCCUGACCCUGCGCUCAAGACCGCCCACUGAGGCUCAGUUCGUGGACUGUCUGCAGAAGUUCAAGUUCGCCUUCAACCAGCUGGGAAAACUCAACGGUCACAUCCAGAACCCGAGCGCGGACGAGCUUCUCCACUUCCUGUUCACCCCCCUCCGACUGGUGGUGCAGGCUUCGGGCGGCGCCGAUCUCGCCCGAAGCGUGGUGGUCCCGCUGCUCACGCGGCUGGCCAUCGAGUUCCUGCACGCCGCCGGCACGGCCGAGGAGCGCCGCCUGUGGGUGACGCUGGGCGACGGCUGGACCAAGUGCAGGUUGGAGUGGCCCAAGGACCACGACUUCCCGCCGUGCCAGCUGUCGUUCGCAGACAGUUGGGAGCCCGUGGCGCUGCCGUCUCGAGAUCGUCGGGCGGGAAGUCCGGCCGGCGGUGAGCAUUACGCGGGACGGGAAGUGGUCGCGCCGCAGACGGAUGAGUCGUCCCCACGGGCGGUUCAGCAGAUUCCGGAGCGGGACGUCGCGCCCGAGCACGCCGCCGGACACCCAGCGAAGCAAAGCAAGCCGCUGGCCAAAUCCAAGUACGACUUCGUGGCGAGGAACACCAGCGAGCUGUCGGUGCUCAAGGACGAGCUGGUGGAGGUUGUGGACGACAGGAAGCAGUGGUGGAAGGUGCGAAACGCCGACGGCUCGCUGGGUUACGUGCCCAACAACAUCCUGGAGGCCGCCGGCCAGGCCGGCGUCUACAGCCACACCGUGCAGCUGAUGAUGCCGCGGAAGGAGUUUGAGAUGUUCAAGCAACUACUUGGCGAGCUCAACGAGAAGCAGAUCACCGGAAGGACCGAGCUCUUUCCCGGCAAGGCCACGCCGCCGCCGGCCCCCGCCGGGCUCCCCGCGCCGCCCGCCGCAGAGACCGCCGAGCCGCCCGCCGUCGCCGAGUGCUCCGUGGACCGGCGGGAUGCUUCGGCGUCCGGUGAGGCCGCAAGGACCCUCGCCGAACGCAGGAAGUCCAACAUGGAAGAAGUCCGGGACGAGCUCCUGCACAGGCUCACGUCGGGCCGCGGCGCCGGGAAGAAACAUCCCGUCCCGUCGCGGCGGGUCGCAAACGUUCCGGCAGUCAACAUCACGUACGAGUCGUCGCCGGCCAACGUGCGCGUCUGGCUGGAGGCCAAAGGAUUCGCUCCCGUCACCGUCCGGAGUCUGGGGGUCCUGACGGGGGCGCAGCUCUUCUCGCUCAACAAGGACGAGUUGAAGACCGUGUGCCCCGACGACGGCGCUCGCGUCUUCAGCCAGGUGGCCGUGCAGAAAGCCGCCCUCGAGUCUGGCUCUGAGCUCCGGGAGGUCAUGAGGAGACGUCAGGAGAUCCUGGCGUUCGGCGUCCGCGACUCGGGGGUGGAGUCUUAUGACGAAGGCCCCGUCCGCCGAAGUUUCACACCACUUCCUCCCUCGCCGGCUUUCUGCUCAGGCGACGGGAAUUAGAAGCCGAAGACGGAGUGUACCCGACACGCCGUGCCGCCAUACAUGCUAGCCAAGAAACCGUUUCAGUAACGGCGGUGUUUGUGUAGCGAAGUAGCCGCCAAUAGUCGCAGCUGGAGUCUGAAAGAAAUGAUUCUUUUGUUCUCAUGAAGAAAAGCUCAAAGACUGAAGCUAACAUCUGUGUCCUUUACGUGUCAAAAUCAGGUGGGAAAAGCCAAAGAAAAGAUGACCUGAUGAUCAAACACAAAGACUAGAUUAGAUGAGGCGUGUCCACUGUGGACAAUCAGAAGUCGUAGAAGCCGCUAAGAGUGUGUCAGGCUUGCACGGUGCCUUCUUCCUAGAAUUGUGCCCGAGAACAUGAAUGCAACGAUAUGAUCAUCGAUACCAAGGUUAUCUCCGAUCAUCCUGUCCAUUGUGCAAUUAAAGAGUCAAGGAUUCCA
This is a messenger RNA of Syngnathoides biaculeatus (alligator pipefish), 3668 nucleotides long. RefSeq names its product EGFR pathway substrate 8a, signaling adaptor (gene eps8a). Gene Ontology annotation, cellular component: vesicle; plasma membrane; ruffle membrane. Bases 784 to 3231 code for a protein of 815 amino acids. The record is from RefSeq and is a predicted model, not a curated record. Gene Ontology annotation, molecular function: actin binding. The transcript is spliced from 24 exons. Gene Ontology annotation, biological process: Rho protein signal transduction; positive regulation of ruffle assembly; regulation of Rho protein signal transduction. NCBI's taxonomy places the organism in Eukaryota, Metazoa, Chordata, Actinopteri, Syngnathiformes, Syngnathidae.